UAUGCUUUACAUGUUUGUGUUGUGUGUGUUGAAGGUGUUUGCUGUAGAAAGUACAGCAUCAGUCUGCCAGAGAAGAUCGAAGCUCUCAGUGGAUCCUGUGUGAUUAUAAAGUGCACAUUUGAGAUUGUGGAAGACAUGGACAAAGAGCUCAAUGAGAGUGCUGCUACAGGAUUUUGGCUCAAAGAUGGAACUAGUGUGAAUAACAAUCUAGUGUUUAACUCCAGAGAUCCCAAACCUAAUCACUUUAAAGGGAAAAUAACUGGAAAACUGCAUGAGAAGAACUGCACCACUAUCUUUUAUGAUGUUAAUUCAAAUCAUAAUGGUAAAUAUUACUUCAGGAUUGAGAGUGGUGCUCUGAGAUACAUUUACACUAAAAUAAUCGGAAACAUCUCCACUAUAAAUGUCAUUGAGUCUCCCCCCAAGCCCACAGUGAAGCAGAAGGAGGUUCAGGAUCAGGAGGAGGUGUUGGGGAGGAGCUCUGUGAGUCUGCGCUGCUCUGCUGAGACUCUCUGCUCCUCUCCUCCACCAACUCUCACAUGGAGCUCCACUCCCAGAAUCCUCCUCAGUAAGAGCAGCAGACAACAGGAGCUCAUCUCUGAUCUGAACUUCACUGCUACUCACCGUCACCACAGAGUCACUUUCACCUGCACUAUAACCUACCAGCUACUGGACAAGAACAAAACAGCACAGGACAACAUCACAUUACAUGUUCAGUAUGCCCCUAAAAUCUCUUCCUCUUCCAACUGUAACAGUGGGAAUGUAUUAGUGUAUGUCUGUGAGGUUGAUGGGAAUCCCUCUCCUGAACUGGAGUGGCAUCUGUCUGGACGUCCUGUCACUAACUCUUCAGACACGUUCAUCAGUGAAGAGCGAUUGGGCAGCACAGGCUUGAGGAGCUCCAUCACUCUACAUCAGUCACUCGCACACACAUCUCUGCAGUGUGUCGGCAGAAACACUCGUGGCACUGAAAGAAAACUGUUUCAACUGAAUCACUUCUCUCGAGAGGCUUCAUGUAAAUAAAUA
Ctenopharyngodon idella (grass carp) is the source of this 1020-nucleotide messenger RNA. RefSeq names its product sialic acid-binding Ig-like lectin 7. Lineage: Eukaryota; Metazoa; Chordata; Actinopteri; Cypriniformes; Xenocyprididae. The transcript has 3 exons. The record is from RefSeq and is a predicted model, not a curated record. The annotation marks the transcript as partial.